CUUUGAAGCAGACUUUCUCAAAACAAUAUGGUCUCGAAAAUCAAAGUUCUUGCUCCGACUGCAACAUUGGAUUUGCAUCCCAGUGUCAGGUGUGAGAUCGACUUGAUUGAUAUGAAUGUCUGUUCCGAUAUCCGUAUAUAUUCCACUCCUCACAUACUGAGCACUCAUUCACCUCUCCCGCGAACAAUGCGGUUCCUCUUCCUUCUUGCAAUAUGCAUCGCUACUUCGCUUCAGAUGGCUACGAUACCGGAUAAAUUUUUUGGAAGAUUUACUUUGGAGCGGAGCGAGAAUUUCGACGAAUUUUUAGCAGCAAAAGGAGUAAACUGGAUAAUCCGCAAAAUGAUCCAGCUUGCCAGCGUGACCAAAGUAUUCGCCAAAAACCCGGUAGCAGGUUACAAUUAUGAAAAUCUGACGUCCAAGAAGAAUACGCUGUAUCACGGAUGGAAGCUCGGUGAGACCUUCGAAGCUGACGGUUUGGAUGACAAACGUCAUAAUAUAACAUUCACUUACGAAAAUGACACCCUGAACGAAAAGCAUGUUCGACUGGAUGACCCCAAUGACAAAGGAGAAACUUAUCAUUACAACAUUGAUGAAAACGAUAGGCUGGUCUUGAAAAUGGAGAACAACAACAUCACUUGCCGCAGAUGGUUCAAACGAGAGAAACAAUAAGCAGACCUCACAUCACUACCAUAUCACUCUAUCGCUCAUUGCACAGCUUCCUAAACUUACAACUGACACCUCUUGACGCUAUUGCCCUGUCUUACUGAUAAAGUGCUUUUUUCCG
This is a messenger RNA of Cylicocyclus nassatus, 784 nucleotides long. The record is from the annotation of a GenBank genome assembly. NCBI's taxonomy places the organism in Eukaryota, Metazoa, Nematoda, Chromadorea, Rhabditida, Strongylidae.